Mercenaria mercenaria is the source of this 2031-nucleotide messenger RNA. RefSeq lists its product as uncharacterized. Gene Ontology annotation, molecular function: RNA-DNA hybrid ribonuclease activity; nucleic acid binding. NCBI's taxonomy places the organism in Eukaryota, Metazoa, Mollusca, Bivalvia, Venerida, Veneridae. The transcript has 2 exons. The annotation marks the transcript as partial. The record is from RefSeq and is a predicted model, not a curated record.
AUGAAAAACACAGAUACUGUUAAAAAGCGUAUAGUGUUUUCAAACUGUUGUAAAAGUGUGGGCUCUGAGCCCGAGUCUGUGGCUUGUCCGGUAAGCAAUAGAGAAAUAGCAAGUCCGGUUGGAAGGUUGAAGAAUAAUUUAGCACACUGGGAAAAGACAUGUAAAAAUGAGUAUAUUCUAGACGUUAUUGCUCAGGGGUACAAAUUGCCAUUUAAAACCAUGCCCUCAUCUGUUGAAAUCAGAAAUAACAAGUCUGCUUUAGAUAAUCUAGAGUUUGUGUCUUCUGAGAUAAAAAAUAUGUUAGCCAAAGGGUGUAUUUCUGAGGUACAGUCUGCUCCGGAAGUGGUGAACCCAUUGACAGUUGCUAUUAAUCGUGUAGGAAAGCCUAGACUAGUUCUUGACUGCAGGCAUAUAAAUUUGGAUUUAUAUAAGUACAAAUGUCGUUUUGAGGAUCAGUCCGUCGCCAGGCAAAUUUUCAAAAAAGGUGAUUUUAUCUUCUCCUUUGAUAUCAAAGGAGCUUACCACCACAUUAUGAUACAUUUUGCACACCGUACUUAUCUUGGUUUUUCAUGGUCCGAAAACAGUCAGAAAAGAUAUUUUGUUUUUAACGUUUUACCAUUUGGUAUUUCUACAGCUGGUUACAUUUUUACAAAAGUUUUAAGGGUACUUGUAGAAAAAUGGCGCAGUUUGGGGCUAAAGGUGGUGUUAUUUUUAGAUGACGGAUUAGGCGGUGCAAACUCUUAUGAAUGCGCUUUAAGAGAUAGCGUCUUUGUGAGACAAGAUUUGAUAAAUUUCGGGUUUCUGCUAGCCGAAGAAAAAUGCAACUGGCAGCCUUGUCUACGUUUAGUUUGGCUAGGUUAUAACUGGGACAUGGAACUGGGUAUUUUGAGUGUUACAAUUGAGAGACUGGACAGAGCUAAAAAACUAAUAGACGAACUUGUUUCGAAAAUUAGCAGCGGUCAUGUAUUAAUACCUGUUCGAAAAAUAGCAUGUAUAGUAGGUCAUUUAUUAUCAAUGCAGUGUGUAUUUGGCACCGUUGUCCGAUUGAAGUCAAGAUCACUUUAUCAGGCUGUUCAAACUAGGGCAAGCUGGAAUGCCCUGGUCAGAGUGUGUUCGGAUGCACUCGGUGAACUGUUAUUUUGGAAAGAAAAUUUAGAAAAAUUGAAUAUUUGUCAGUUUGAACAAACUCAAAGUGUUAUUAACACAAACGUCUCUGUUGACGGAAAUGAUAAUUUAAACGUCUUUGUUGACGCCAGUGGAUCUGGGUUUGGAAGUUUUAUUGAAGGUUUUGACGAUAAUCAGGUCGUAGGUUCAUGGUCCGAAUCAGAGAAGAGAUUAAGCUCCACCUGGCGUGAGCUUGAAGCUGUACGAAGGUCUCUGUUUUCCACUGUACCUUCGUUAGAAAAUCGUAGAGUUACUGUGAAUUCUGACAACAAAAAUGUGUGCUCAAUUUUGAAUAUCGGUAGCAAAAAGCCACAAUUGCAUGAUAUUUCAGUUCAAAUUUAUGAUUAUUGCAACAAACAUGACAUAUCAGUAGUGUCUCAUUGGAUACCAAGGGCAUGUAACUCUGAGGCCGAUUUUCUAAGUAGGUGUUCAGACAGUGACGAUUGGUCGGUCGUUGACUGGGUGUAUGAUAUACUCGAUGUUAAAUGGGGCUCACAUUCGUUUGAUCGUUUUGCGUAUGAUUACAACAGAAAAUGCAUGAAAUUCAAUUCUAGGUUCUGGUGUCCUGGUACAGCAGGAGUGGAUGCAUUUGCACACACAUGGAGUGGUGAAAAUAACUGGCUAGUCCCACCACCGAGGUUGAUACUCGCUACUCUGAAUAAAGUCAGAAAAGAGAAAUGCACUUGUACGCUUGUUGUUCCAGCUUGGCGUUCUGCUCCGUAUUGGCCUGUGCUGUUUCCUGACGGCUUGAGACUGAAGCAGACGAUACAUGAUGAGCUGACGAGUGCCGGAAUCAGUGAUCCAGUGUUGAAGAAUCUUGCAUCACAAAUGGCGGAUAACCUGGUCGAUUCGAAAAGUGACAAUACU